Ilex paraguariensis (yerba mate) is the source of this 1419-nucleotide messenger RNA. NCBI's taxonomy places the organism in Eukaryota, Viridiplantae, Streptophyta, Magnoliopsida, Aquifoliales, Aquifoliaceae. The record is from the annotation of a GenBank genome assembly.
AUGGCUGGGCUGGGACUUCCUGACACUGAUGCAUGGUACAUGAUUGAAACUAUAGCGGGGAAGAAUAACAUCGGGUACAAGCAUAUGGCUCGUGCUCUGGAGUUCACCUACCUUGUUAGCACCACGAAUCCUGAAGAGCUGUCGGCCAAUUAUGCAACCCUGGUAACAACACAGCUAAUCAUUGUAGCAACACAUAUGGCUGGGCUGGGACUUCCUGACACUGAUGCAUGGUACAUGAUUGAAACUAUAGCGGGGAAGAAUAACAUCGGGUACAAGCAUAUGAUUAAACUCAGGGGAUUUCUCUCGCAUAUCCAGCAAUUAUGUAUUGGUUACUGGGGAAUUUAUUCUGUCAAGUCGCAAUCUGUGUCACCUUAUGGAUUACUCUCCCCACGUCCACAAGAUGUCACUGAUGACCAUCAACAACCUGCUGAGGCUUCUGUUGUUGGGAGAAGCUGGGUCCAGAGCAUGUUUAGCAGGGAUACAACAUCGAGAGCAAAUUCUUUCAGUCGUAGCCGUAAAUGGAAUUCUGAUAGUGGAACUUUAGCUGCAAAUGAGAAUGGAACUCCUCGGAAACAAGAUUUAUCUGCUGCUGAGCAGAAGAAAAUGCAAACUAGUGUCCGUACACUCAGGGGUCAUGGUGGUGCAGUUACUGCUCUGCAUUGUGUGACACAAAGGGAAGUAUGGGAUCUGGUGGGCGACCGUGAAGAUGCAGGUUUCUUUAUUAGUGGAAGCACAGACUGUACGGUUAGGAUUUGGGAUCCUAGUCUUCGUGGUUCUGAACUCAGGGCAACUUUAAAGGGUCAUACAAGAACUGUUAGAGCAAUAAGUUCCGAUCGGGGGAAGGUGGUAUCGGGAUCUGAUGACCAGUCUGUGCUUGUAUGGGAUAAGCAGACGACUCAGCUUUUAGAAGAGCUUAAGGGCCAUGAGGCACAGGUCAGCUGUGUGCGCAUGCUGUCAGGUGAACGUGUCCUCACUGCUGCACAUGACGGAACUGUAAAGAUGUGGGAUGUAAGGACUGAUACAUGUGUUGCUACUGUGGGUCGUUGUUCAAGUGCUGUUCUUUGCAUGGAAUAUAAUGACUCCAUGGGAAUCUUGGCUGCUGGGGGCAGAGAUGCGGUUGCAAACAUUUGGGAUAUCCGUGCUAGUAAGCAGAUGCACAAACUUUUAGGGCACUCAAAAUGGAUUAGGUCAAUUAGAAUGGUCGAAGACACUGUAAUCACUGGAAGUGAUGAUUGGACAGCACGAAUGUGGUCUGUUUCUCGAGGAACAUGUGAUGCUGUUCUAGCUUGCCAUGCUGGUCCAAUUCUAUCCGUAGAGUACUCGAGGUCAGAUAGAGGAAUAAUAACAGGUUCAAGUGAUGGUCUACUGCGGUUUUGGGAGAAUGAGGAGGGUAAAAUUACCACUUGGGUGAUUUUUUAG